Saprolegnia parasitica CBS 223.65 is the source of this 460-nucleotide messenger RNA. RefSeq lists its product as hypothetical. Lineage: Eukaryota; Oomycota; Saprolegniomycetes; Saprolegniales; Saprolegniaceae. Bases 61 to 408 code for a protein of 115 amino acids. The record is from RefSeq and is a predicted model, not a curated record. The transcript has 3 exons.
CGGACCGCGACGAGCUCCACAAGCAAAUCAGCCGCGUGAGCGCAAGGUCCGUCGUCGAGCAUGAGCACGAAGAAGAGCCCUGCCAAGGCCCCGAAGCACGUCGAGGAAGAUGUCGAUGCCGAGGAAGAGGAAGAUGAUGUCGAGGACGCUGGCGACGACAGCGUCGAAGACGAAGAUGGCGACGACGAGCCGGCCGACGACUCGGCCGAGGACCAAGAGGGCGGUGACGACGAGGAAGACGACGACACGCAUGAAGAAGAAGACGCUGAAGACGCCGAGGAAGAGGACGACGAGAACGACGAGGACUUUGAAGGCGACGCUGGUGGCGACGACGAUGACGACGAAGCCGAAGACGACGACGACGAGGAUGAAGAAGAGGCUCGCCCGGCAAAGAAGCAGAAGAAAUAAAUUGCUAGGUUGCAUGUUCUACUAAGUCCCACGACCGCAGCGCGUGGUGCCG